GCAGCCGUGGCGUUCGUCGCCAGAAAACAACUUCUGUGUGCUAGUGUUCCUCUACCUCCAGUCCUUCCUCCGAGAGAGCUAGCUAGGGUCGUCCCAACAAACGCCCGGCCGGCAGAGCCUCUCGCGUCGCCGGCGGGCGUAGGUAGGAUCGACCUAUGGGCUGCGCGUCCUCGUCGUCGCUGUUUCCAUUGCCAUUGCCGUCGCGGUCGCCGUCGCCGUCGAAGCGUGAGCAGCGCUCAGGGGUACGAGGAGCCCACCGUCCUCGCAGCCGAGACCUCAUUCACGGUGAAGGAGGUGGAGGCGCUCUACGAGCUCUACAAGAAGCUCAGCUUCUCCAUCUUCAAAGACGGCCUCAUCCAUAAGGAGGAGUUCCGGCUCGCACUGUUCAGGAACAGCAAACGAGAAAACCUCUUCGCAGACAGGGUGUUCGACCUCUUCGACCUCAAGCGCAACGGGGUGAUCGAGUUCGGCGAGUUCGUGCGGUCGCUCAGCAUCUUCCACCCCAAAGCACCUGAAGCGGACAAGACCGCGUUUGCAUUCAAACUGUACGAUUUAAGGGGCACAGGCUGCAUCGAAAAAGAAGAGCUUAGGGAGAUGGUCGUGGCACUGCUCGACGAGUCGGACCUACGUCUCUCGGAUAGUGCUGUCGACGAGAUCGUCGACAAUACGUUCAGUCAAGCAGACUCCAAUGGUGAUGGCAGGAUAGACCCCAAGGAGUGGAAGGAGUUUGUCAAGAAGAACCCGGCAUCGCUCAGGAACAUGUCACUACCCUAUCUCCAGGACAUUACGACAUCGUUCCCGAGCUUUGUGAUGCAUUUGAAAGUCGAAGAUUACAAUGGAGUCGGCAAAUAACCAGGCACAACCUUCCUAACCUGAAGCAUGGAGAGGUUGUCUGAACAACGAGUAGUGUGAUUGCGUCCAGGAGGAGGGAGGGACCCCAACCCCAGCUGAAACCCAUUGUCUUAAUUACUACUCUCUCCGUAUCUAAAUACAAGUCUUUUAAGAUAUUUCACUAAGUCUACAUACGAAGCAAAAUGAAUGAAUCUAUACUCUAAAGUAUGUCUAUAUACAUUCGUAUGUAGUCCAUUAGUUGAACCUCUAGAAAGACUUAUAUUUAGAAACAGAGAGAGUAUCAUGCAUGACACAUUUUAUAUAA
Molecule: messenger RNA, 1156 nt
Organism: Hordeum vulgare subsp. vulgare (domesticated barley)
Lineage: Eukaryota; Viridiplantae; Streptophyta; Magnoliopsida; Poales; Poaceae
Product: calcineurin B-like protein 4
Exons: 7
Biological process (GO): calcium-mediated signaling
Molecular function (GO): kinase binding; calcium ion binding
Source: RefSeq, a predicted model, not a curated record